AUGUCUGUUAAGAGAACCAAAUUGAAUCCUUUAACUAAUAUGGUAAAACAAAUUUGUACACACUCGGGCUCUUUCCACGCUGACGAAUCUCUAGCGGUCUACAUGUUGAGAUUACUUCCGGAAUAUAAGGAUGCGAAGGUUGUCAGAUCUAGAGAACCUGCUCAAUGGGAAGAAAGUGACAUUGUCGUUGAUGUCGGUGCCAAGUAUGACGGUGUCAAGUUUUUCGAUCAUCAUCACCGUGAAUUCAUGGAAACUUUCAGUGACGAACAUAAAACUAAAUUGUCAAGUGCUGGUCUUGUCUUCAAGCAUUUUGGUCGUGAUAUUAUUAGAAAUGUUUUGGCCAAGAGUGAUCUUACCGAGGAAAAUUUGAAUAUCUUGUAUAAGAGAGUUUAUGAGCAUUUCAUUGAAGCCUUAGAUGCCAAUGACAAUGGGAUUAACAAAUAUGAUGGGUUGAAAGAAUUGCACGUUGAACCAAAGUUUAACGAUAAGGCCAUUAGCAUUCCAGGUAUUAUUUCUGGUAUGAAUCCAAAUUGGAAUGACGACUGCUCUGCGGAGGCAUUUGAUAAGCAUUUCUUCAAAGCCAGCGAUUUCAUUGGUGCAACCUUUGUUAAUUUAGUUAAAGGUUACGGUGAAUCCUGGUUGCCCGCCAAGUCUAUUGUUUUGGAAGCUGUCAAAGAUAGAUUGAACGCUGAUGCAAGUGGUAAGAUUGUUAUUUUGCCUCAAUUCUGCCCAUGGAAGGAACAUUUGUAUGAAAUUGAAAAAGAAUUAGGAAUUGAAAACCAAAUUGAGUUUGUUCUUUUCGAAGAUUCUGGAAAAUCAUGGAGGGUUUCCACAGUUCCUGUAUCUUCUACCUCAUUCCAAUUUAGAAAGGGUUUACCUGAAGUUUUGAGAGGAUUAAGAGAUGAUGUAUUGAGUGAAAAGAGUGGUGUGCCAGAUUGUAUCUUUAUUCAUGCUGCUGGAUUCAUUGGUGGAGCCAAGACAAAGGAAUCCGCUUAUCGUUUGGCUAAAAUGUCCUUAUAA
Naumovozyma castellii is the source of this 1020-nucleotide messenger RNA. RefSeq names its product Myg1p (gene MYG1). The transcript has a single exon. The record is from RefSeq and is a predicted model, not a curated record. Bases 1 to 1020 code for a protein of 339 amino acids. NCBI's taxonomy places the organism in Eukaryota, Fungi, Ascomycota, Saccharomycetes, Saccharomycetales, Saccharomycetaceae.